AUGAGUAAUACUGACCAUUAUCCAGGUUACGAAGCUCUUGCUUCUUACUUCGAGAAAAACGAAAACGUGUCUUAUCAAAAAUUCUUGCAAUCACACCGAGACAUUAUAAUUACUUCACCACCGUUCACCGAUAAUUGGGGAGGUCUUGAAAGUGCUUGGUCUGGCCGAUUCUUAAGAGCUGCACAAAUUUAUUAUCCAGAUCGUUUUGAAGCCAUAGAAAAGAAGGAGCAUCUGGUCAACGUGCCGGGCACCCCAUCGCGAUUUGUGUUUUUUUCCCUAUUACUCACAUUAGCGAAGGUCAAGUUCGAACGUCAAAAUGAUGCACUGAAGUUCUAUUGGAAGGAGGUUAUACGCGAAAAGCAAAAGAUUUCUGUUAGAGAAACGCAUGCUAUCGGCAGUCUUAAACUGCUUGAUGCCGCAGGAGAGAGUAAUGUACAGGAAUUGUUAGAUGAAAGAGCAGUGGCGUCGACCUGUAAGCGAAAGCAUCGACUCAAAGAAAACAGCUAUAUAAAUAAGAAGUCAAAACAAAGCGCGGAAACCUCCCAUACUCCUAGUGGAGAUAAUGGAUUGAUUAGCAUAGGACGAGAAACUGAAGUAACUAAAGGAAUCGUGAACAGCAAUGAUGUUGGGGAUCAAGUGAAUGAUUCUUUAAACAUUAAGCUUGAAAACGAUGAAAUAGUCGAAUUCGAUUUAGGAAUUUUAGAAAAGCUGACAGAAUCAAAGUCAUCGUCAGAGGGCUAUGUCAUCGAUCUUCGUUGCGACUUGGCCAUGUCCGUAUCCGAAGACAUUCACAAGCGAAGAAUGGAAAAAGAUUAUGGAUUCAAAUCCAUUCAGAAUCACUCACUCCGUCUUAUCAGAAUCAGAGCCACGAAUCUCUAUGCUCUGGGGCUUGAACAUGAUUUUCAACCAGGUGACACCGAGUUAGAUCGAGUUGCUGCUCGUAUUCUCAAUAAUAUCAAACAUGAGCUUCCGGUAUCACGAAAGCCGAAAACCUCUGAGGAUGAACACCGUUAUUACUAUUUGGACCCAUUUACCAAACCUUUGUUCGGUAGUCCAUACAAAAGUUACGAAUUAAGGUUAAAUCGAGCAGUCGAAAAUACAACAAAAAAACCAGACUUUUCAUGUGCUGUUGAUGGAAUAUCCCUACUCAACUCGGAAGUUAAGCCAAUGGGUUGUUCAAUCUUACAGAAGAAGGACUUUGUCAAAGUUAGUUUAAGAGCGAAGAAGACAAUUAACCAGUUGAUCAGCACGAAAGGCGGUCCAACUGAAGCAGUUUUCUUUACGAAUAUGGCUGAAACCGUUGAAUCUUUCCUGAUGGACUUAGAAUAUGACGGACUGUAUAGAGCAUGGCCCCUUCUUAACACAGACUUAGUGACAAGCAAAACAACCUUCCCAUUAUUCGUAUCCACUUUCUCACAUUUCGCGAUAAUUGAGCAACAUGUCAGGAGACUGGCCAAUAACUAUGAAGGCCGUUCUCGCUACUUUACGCCACCCCAACAAACUGGUUAUAUUAGAGUGUUACCAGACUCUCCUCAAUUUAAAGAGUUAUUGAAGCGCUAG
Messenger RNA from Paraglomus brasilianum, 1560 nucleotides. The record is from the annotation of a GenBank genome assembly. NCBI's taxonomy places the organism in Eukaryota, Fungi, Glomeromycota, Glomeromycetes, Paraglomerales, Paraglomeraceae.